AUGGCAACGCGAAGCUUGAAUGAAAGAGCUCGAAUAAAUGGCACAACGGUACGUUUACGUUACCUUGAAACAUCAGUGGGUAAUUCGGCGGUUGAUCGCUUGAUGGGUGGAGGAUUACCGUUGUCCGGUAUUUAUCUGGUCGACGAACACAACAGCCGAACGUACGCAUCUGUUCUUGCCAGAUACUUCUUGGCUGAAGUGCUUAUGGUAGCAUGCUUCAAUGUGAAUUCAUUGCUAGACCACAUUGUUUUUAUUCUUGUAGAAAUACCAUCAUUUUCAGGUGUGAUUCAUAAGCACAGCCUUUUGAUAGCGUCGCCGUCACGCGAUCCAUCUGAAGUACUCUCGAAAUUGCCACAAAAAGUUGAAGAAAAAGUCGACGAGCGAUCAUCAGAAUCGAGUUCAAUAGGUGAUGUCGAGCCGAUGAAGAUCGCAUGGCGAUAUGCGAGUGUACCGAAAGUGGAUUCGUCGAUAAAAGGUCAACGCUUGAAUAAGCAGUACGAUCUCACCAAAACAAUGGACAGAGCGUUGAUUGAUUGCUGCGAUAUAAGUAAAUAUCCAUCCGAUGAAACAUCCGCUUCAUAUUCACAAUUGUGGAAUCAAUUGAUUCAAAUCCUUUCGUGCCAAAAAUAUCGUCCUUUGAACGCAUUAAACGGUGACUCAAAUUCAUCUUCAUCUGAGCGCAAUCUUUUGCGGAUUGUUAUUGAGGGUGAGCGCAUAAUCUUGGAACAGAUUCAUGUUACAACUUUAGAUUUUGGUUCACCGAUGUGGAGCGAUUCAGAAAUGGAGUUGAAAUUUAUGGCUCGAUUGAGAACAUUGAUUAAUGACUAUUAUGUGGUUGUUAUGCUGACAGUGAAUUCCAAUUCUAUUGAUCCUCAGCGUAGGGAUCGUAUUUAUUCGUACUGCGAUGCGGCAUUCGUAAUGGAGACAAUUGAUGACCCCAAAUUGACAGCGUCGAAUUUUGGUGAUUCUUUCGAUGGAUACUUUCGGAUCGUGAAGUUACCGUCGAUAUCAUCGAUUGGUUGUAAUUGUCCAGAAAGUAGCGAUUUGACGUUCGAAUUGCAUCGACGUCGUUUCGAUAUUAAAAUAUUGCACUUGCCACCUGCACUCGACGAUGACAGUAGUGUUGACGGCAUUGACAAGAAGUCCUCGAGUCGCCUACCUUGUCAGAGUAUGCUUGAUUUUUGA
Messenger RNA from Anisakis simplex (herring worm), 1185 nucleotides. The record is from the annotation of a GenBank genome assembly. NCBI's taxonomy places the organism in Eukaryota, Metazoa, Nematoda, Chromadorea, Rhabditida, Anisakidae.